UCUAAAAUAAACGCCCUGUACGUGUGGGGCGUUUGGAACGAGGAGGUUUUCAAAAUCAGUGUGAAUCAAAUGGCCUACGUCGUGUUUUACACACAGGACGCGUGGCGCAUGCCGGGUCAGUAUAUAGUGGUGAUGCGGAACGGAACGCACUUGAACCAGGUAGAGCGCACCGCGCGCAGACUCCGCGCAAAAGCUGCCAAACGCGGAUAUCUAAUCGAAAUACAGCAGACUUAUUCAGGAGGUUUCCACGGGUUUCUGGUGAAAAUGAGCAGCGAUGUUCUUCACAUGGCAGUAAAGCUGCCCCAUGUGGAAUACAUUGAAGAGGAUUCCUCCAUCUUCGCCCAGAGCAUCCCAUGGAACCUGCAGCGCAUCCUUCAAAACAAACAUGAGACUGGAAAAUACUCACCACCAAAUGACGGAGCAAAAGUGGGAGUGUAUCUUUUGGACACAAGCGUUCAGGUGACUCAUCGCGAGAUUGAGGACAGGGUGAUGGUGACGGACUUCAACAGUGUGCCGGAGGAGGAUGGGGUCAGAGUUCACAGACAGGCUAGUCAGUGUGACAGUCAUGGCACUCACAUAGCAGGUGUGGUCAGUGGACGGGACUCUGGUGUAGCUCGAGGUGCCAGUGUAAACAGCGUCCGAGUGUUAAACUGCCAAGGCAAGGGUACUGUGUCAGGAGCUUUGGCAGGUCUGGAGUAUAUUCAGUCGUCUCUGAUGUCUCAGGCUAUCAGACCUGUGAUCCUACUGCUGCCAUUUGUAGGGGGAUUCAGUCGCACCCUCAACGCUGCCUGCAGGAAAAUGGUGGAAUCUGGCGCAGUGCUUGUUGCUGCAGCUGGUAACUACAACGAUGAUGCUUGUCUGUACUCACCAGCGUCAGAGCCUGAGGUGAUAACAGUAGGGGCCGUUAAUUUUGCUGACCAGCCCUUGAGCACUGGGACGACAGGCACCAACGCGGGCCGCUGCGUGGAUGUGUUCGCACCCGGUGAUGACAUCAUCAGCGCGUCCAGCGAUUGCUCCACCUGUUUCACCACCAAGAGUGGAACGUCACAGGCAGCGGCACAUGUUGCUGGUAUAGCGGCGGUGCUCCUAAAUUUGAAUCCGAACUCUAGUUCUUCUGAGAUUCUGCAACAGCUCCUCCAUCAUUCAGUCAAACAGGCCAUUAACCCAGAGUCUCUGCCACUGAACCACCGUCUCCCUACACCCAACAUGGUGGUCGCCCUGCCUGACCCGACCUCCACACUCACAGGAGAGGAUUUACUCUGUAGAUCCGUUUGGUCUGAGCGGUCAGCUGCUAAAGGUUUGGCCACAGCUACAGCCCGCUGUCGUCACAGUGAAGAGAUGCUGAGCUGCUCCAGUUUCUCACAAAACGGAGCAAGAGCUGGAGAAAGAGUGGAGGAGAGAGAUGGGCAGAAAGAGUGUGUUGCUGUCAAUGGGAAUGGAGGGCAAGGUGUGUUCGCUGUAGCGCGCUGCUGCACAGGCCAUAAAGCUCAGUGCCAGAUGUUAGAGAGUCCCCAGAGAGGCGCGGAUGCAGAAUGUCCUCCAGACCACCAGCUGACAG
Sinocyclocheilus grahami is the source of this 1558-nucleotide messenger RNA. Its product is annotated as proprotein convertase subtilisin/kexin type 9-like. The annotation marks the transcript as partial. Gene Ontology annotation, molecular function: serine-type endopeptidase activity. NCBI's taxonomy places the organism in Eukaryota, Metazoa, Chordata, Actinopteri, Cypriniformes, Cyprinidae. The record is from RefSeq and is a predicted model, not a curated record. Gene Ontology annotation, biological process: proteolysis. The transcript has 9 exons.